UGGAUAGCGUUUGAGCGAAUUUCCUAGCGAAACAUAGAUCAAGGUAGAUCAAGCACUAUCGUGAUGGCGGGCACAAAGUUUGCAUACGUACGCAAUUUCGAGCUCCCUGAUCCACUAUUACCGGACACCUAUCUGGUCUGUCGUCUCGAUGGACACUCUUUCCACCGGUUCUCGGACGAGCAUGGCUUUGCAAAGCCAAACGACGAGCGUGCGCUCCAACUCAUGGAUCACGCCGCAAAGAGCGUGAUGACCGAGUUCAAAGAUAUCAUGCUCGCAUUCGGCGAAUCCGACGAAUUCAGCUUUCUCUUUCGAAAGUCGACGAAUCUUUAUAACCGACGACACUCGAAAAUACUCACCACGUUGACGUCUUACCUUACUUCGUGCUAUGUGUUCAACUGGUCGCGGUAUUUCCCAGACACGCCGCUACGAUAUCCACCGUCAUUCGACGGACGCAUUAUAGUGUAUCCGACUGAGCGUGCAAUUCGGGACUAUUUUUCAUGGCGACAAGCUGACACCCACAUAAACAAUUUAUACAAUACCACCUUUUGGGCUCUCAUACAGAAAGGAGGUCAAACAACUACGGAGGCGCAUGCUACUCUUAGAGGCACCGUUUCUGCGACCAAGCACGAGAUGCUCUUUUCCCGCUUCGGUAUCAACUAUAAUGAAAUAUCACAGAGGUUCAAGAAAGGUAGCAUUAUAGUCCGAGAAAUCGUAGCCCCUGAAUCAUUGGACAAGGGUGAAAAUCUUGAGCCCCCGAUGCAUUUGACUCGCCAUGAGGCCAAUCAAACACCCGACGAGAGCCCCGAAUGCUCAGGGGCGUCUGCUCCAACCACAAACAUACCCCUGCAUUCACAAUCUACAGACGAAGAUGGUGAGACUCCACCAUUCGGCCCUCCGCGUCAAAAACGCUUCAAGGCCAAGAAGAAAAACAAACCGGAAACUACAAUAGAGGUACUUCACUGCGAUAUCAUUGGCGAUGAAUUUUGGCUGGCGCGUCCACAUCUAUUGGAAAAUUGAUACAGCGUCUGCAAGACUCGGAGACGUGCCAUUGUCAUCGUCAGCGUUGGAGCCGUUAAAAAGUAGGGGCAAUAACAGAAACUACAAUACAGCUGCCUCGAGAAACACAGACUGAGAGAAUAGGACUUAUUGAAGUUGUGUUGUCGCAUGGAUGGAGUGGACAUGACGUUCAGGUGCAUCACAUACUUAUGCAAGCACCGCAGGUCUGCGACUCGCAGUUAAAUUAAAACGUAGACUUGCCAAAUAAUCUGUUACAACAUGUGGUUG
Messenger RNA from Suillus bovinus, 1284 nucleotides. RefSeq names its product Thg1 C terminal domain-containing protein. Gene Ontology annotation, biological process: tRNA modification. Gene Ontology annotation, molecular function: tRNA guanylyltransferase activity; magnesium ion binding. Bases 64 to 1017 code for a protein of 317 amino acids. NCBI's taxonomy places the organism in Eukaryota, Fungi, Basidiomycota, Agaricomycetes, Boletales, Suillaceae. The transcript has 6 exons. The record is from RefSeq and is a predicted model, not a curated record.